GCCUGCGCCAGCUCAGUCGCGGCGGAGCUGCGGGGAGAGAGUGAUGUGUCUGCUGGUGCUACUGGCGGGCGCCUGCGUCCUGCUGGGAUCCGGUUGGGCCACGGUAGCCGAGCCCAAGGCCCUGUCUCCAGAUAACUUGUUGGUGAUCACUGUGGCAACCAGUGAGACUGAGGGCUUCAAACGUUUCAUCCGGACUGCAAGGCAUUUUAACUACACGGUCAAGGUGCUGGGUCUGGGCGAAGAAUGGAAGGGAGGGGACGUGGCACGAACGGUGGGAGGUGGCCAGAAGGUCCGAUGGUUGAAAAAGGAGCUGGAGAGGCACGCAGACAAGGAAGACCUCAUCGUCAUGUUUGUUGACAGUUACGAUGUCAUCUUCGCUGGCCCGCCCGUGGAGCUGCUGAAGAAGUUCCUGUACUUUAAUCACAAGGUGAUCUUCGCAGCCGAGGAGUUCCUGUGGCCGGACGAGUCUUUGGAGGACCUUUACCCACCUGUCCACAGCGGCAAGCCAUAUCUCAACUCCGGAGGGUUUAUUGGAUAUGCUCCCGACAUCAACGACAUUGUUCAACAGUGGAAGUUCAGGGAUAACGACGAUGACCAGCUCUUCUACACCCAGAUCUACCUCAACCCUGAGCUGCGGGAAAAAUACAAGAUAACGCUCGACCAUCGAUCCAUGAUCUUCCAGAACCUCAACGGUGCUCUAGAUGAAGUGGUUCUGAAGUUUGAGAGAGGGAAGGCCAGAGUACGGAACGUUGCCCAGGACACGUUACCAGUGAUUAUCCAUGGCAACGGGCCUACCAAGCUCCAGCUCAGUUAUCUGGGAAACUAUAUUCCCAAUGCCUGGACACACGAGACCGGAUGUGGGAUCUGCGACGAAGACAUGUUGGACUUUUCACAGCUGCAGGAUGAGGACUACCCUCAUGUGACAAUUGGUGUCUUCAUCCUCCAACCAACCCCCUUCUUCCAGGAAUUCCUGGGACGCCUCACUACUCUGGAUUACCCACACGACCAGCUCAGCCUCUUCAUCUACAAUCGGGAGGUUUACCACGAGAAACACAUCCAGGAGUUCUGGGAGAAAUACAGGGAGGACUUCUACACGGUCAAGGUCGUGGGGCCUGAGGAGGAGAUGACGGAGGGAGAGGCCCGGGACAUGGGACUCCAUGUGUGUCGACAGAACCCAGACUGUGACUACUACCUGAACCUGGACUCGGACGUGGCCCUGACCAAUCCCGAGACCCUGAGGAUCCUCAUUGAGCACAACAGGAACGUGAUUGCCCCCAUGGUCAGUCGCCACGGCAAGCUUUGGUCCAACUUCUGGGGUGCAAUCAACACUGAGGGAUACUACAGCCGCUCAGAGGACUACAUCGAUAUAGUCCAGCUCAAGAGAGUAGGAAUCUGGAAUGUUCCGUACGUCUCGCAGGUCUACCUGAUCAAAGGCGAAAUUCUGCGCACUCAGCUGAGGCAUAAGAAUGUGUUCACCCGCCAAGAGAUGGACCCCGACAUGAUCUUCUGCAAGAAUAUCCGCGAAAAGGGAAUAUUCAUGUACGUUACCAACAUGGACGACUUUGGACACCUCGUGACAACGACCAACUACAACACCAGCCGCCUGCACAAUGACUUGUGGCAAAUCUUCUCAAACCCAGACGACUGGCGUGACAAGUACAUCCACGAGAACUACUCACAGAUCUUCACCGACGAUAUCGUGCAACAGCCAUGUCCUGAUGUAUACUGGUUCCCCAUCCUCAGCGAGGAAGCGUGCGACCAGCUGGUUCAGGAGAUGGAACAUUAUGGCCAGUGGUCCGGGGGUAAGCACGAGGACUCCCGGCUCAGCGGAGGCUACGAGAACGUCCCGACGGUGGACAUCCACAUGAAGCAGGUGAACUUUGAGCGGGAGUGGCUGAAGUUCCUGAGGGAGUACAUUGCUCCCGUCACGGAGAAGCUCUAUCCCGGAUACUACACUAAGGCGGAAGCGGUCAUGAACUUCAUGGUCCGUUACCGGCCCGACGAACAACCCUCCUUGCGACCCCACCACGACUCCUCCACCUUCACCAUCAACAUCGCCCUCAACACCAAAGGUGUCGACUACGAGGGUGGAGGCUGCAAGUUCUUGAGGUAUAACUGCUCGGUGGAGAGUCCGCGCAAGGGCUGGUCACUCAUGCACCCGGGACGUCUGACCCACUUCCACGAGGGCCUGCCGACCACCAGAGGCACGCGAUAUAUCAUGGUCUCCUUCGUGGACCCCUAACAAAGGCCAUGCCGGACGUCUGGAGUGGUGGGGGGAGAGACCCCUGGCUUUUCAACCAGACUUUCUGCAGUUAUUUAAAAGAAGGUCUCCAUCCCUACCUUCCUCCACCCCACUCCUCUCCAAUCCUCCAUCCUCUAUCUCCCUUCCUUUCCUCUCCCAUACCCCUCCCCUUGGUUGGACAAUCAACAAUUGACCGAUUUUGAAGAGAAAGACCCCUAUCGGCCCUAAAACCACCUCCAUCAAUCAGACCUUACCGGGCCUCUCCAUAUUGGUUACCUUUCUCUUCCCCUGCACCCUGCGGGCUCUGAUUGGACAUUCUGGAUCAGUUCACCAUGGAAACCCAGCGCCUUGGAUAACCCACUGGCCUCGAGAUCUUCUGAGAGAGGGUGGGUCAGCGGCAACCCUGUCCUCCGCACCCUCUGAUCGCCUCAGUGCCUAUCCAGCUGCGAGAGACGUCCGGCGAGUUUGCAGUCCUCCAGACGAAGUCACCUCAGCCUUAUCACCAGCCUUUGCCCCGGUGUUCUGGACUCUCCGAGAGGGAGGGGGACUCUGGGCUUCAGCCUUGACCUGAUUCCUCAGUGUGAAGGCCAUCAACCGGAAACUUUGCCUCCUGCUCCUCCCUCCUCCUGUCGUGCCUUACUUUGCACUGCCAAGAUCUGCGGGACCUGUGCACCUAAUUCUCCCCCGGACGCUCCUCAUUUCGUUUCUGGGGAGAGGGAGGUCAGGUGGGUAGGCUGAAUGGGGCGAUGCACAGGCUAAAUACCACCCGUGCCGUUUAUCCCUGCCCACUCCCCCUGGGAUCCAGUCGUCCUGCCAGGUCCCAAGCACAGCCGUUGCUGCCUCAGUUUUGGCCCAAUUUGGACCAGUGGUAAACGAGGUGAGGGGCCUCCCUGGUAUGGGGAGAGGGAGACCGUAGUCCUCGUAGAAGCCACCCACUGUCUCUCCUCCAUGUCCCACAGCAUCCUGACUUGGAUAUGCUUUAGAAAGACGUCCUGCGCCAGAGCAACUCAGUGGGAACCAUAAGAUAGAGGAGCAGAAUUACGCCUUUCAACCUGUCACCCUUUCAGAAUCACCUCCAUCUACACACAGGCCCCCCACCCUGGCUUUCUGGGGUGGGGUCACU
Messenger RNA from Mobula hypostoma (lesser devil ray), 3365 nucleotides. RefSeq names its product multifunctional procollagen lysine hydroxylase and glycosyltransferase LH3-like. The coding region runs from base 44 to 2242 and encodes 732 amino acids. Gene Ontology annotation, biological process: peptidyl-lysine hydroxylation. The record is from RefSeq and is a predicted model, not a curated record. Gene Ontology annotation, cellular component: endoplasmic reticulum. Lineage: Eukaryota; Metazoa; Chordata; Chondrichthyes; Myliobatiformes; Myliobatidae. The transcript is spliced from 19 exons. Gene Ontology annotation, molecular function: procollagen-lysine 5-dioxygenase activity; procollagen glucosyltransferase activity; iron ion binding.